Corythoichthys intestinalis (scribbled pipefish) is the source of this 11162-nucleotide messenger RNA. Its product is annotated as sodium bicarbonate cotransporter 3-like. Gene Ontology annotation, biological process: monoatomic anion transport; transmembrane transport; regulation of intracellular pH. Gene Ontology annotation, cellular component: plasma membrane; basolateral plasma membrane; apical plasma membrane. Bases 214 to 3999 code for a protein of 1261 amino acids. Lineage: Eukaryota; Metazoa; Chordata; Actinopteri; Syngnathiformes; Syngnathidae. Gene Ontology annotation, molecular function: sodium:bicarbonate symporter activity; monoatomic anion transmembrane transporter activity; solute:inorganic anion antiporter activity. The transcript is spliced from 26 exons. The record is from RefSeq and is a predicted model, not a curated record.
AGCAAAGAGCAGGCUGACAACAGGGUAGAGCAGAGUACUGUGUUCUGAAGAAGCCUGUUCCCCCCCUUUCUCUCGCUCUCUCUCUCUCUUUUCCCUGCUGUAUAGAGGCACGAGCAUAGGAAUCGGGAAGAGACGAGUGUCUCUAUUGAGAGUGUUCACUACGAGGUAACUGUUAAAAUAGGGGAACAAGCUAACGUAUUUGCUAGGAUCUCAAUGGACAAACAGAGUGAAGAAAAGCAUGUACUAACGGGUCUAGAUGAGGAGGCAAUUGUUGACCAUGGAAAGAGCAGCUUCACCAUUCAAACUAACUAUGAAAAGGAUGACUUGGAAAGCCACAGAGCAGUGUACGUAGGCGUUCACGUUCCUAUUGGAAGGGAAAGCAAGCGGAGACAUCGUCACAGAGGACACAGGCACCACAGAAAGAGAAGGGACAAAGAUUCGGAGGAUGGAAAGGAGGAUGACAGAGAAUCACCACCUUAUGACACUCCAUCCCAACGGGUCCAAUUCAUUCUGGGCACAGAGGACGAUGACUUGGAGCAUGUUCCCCAUGAUCUCUUCACUGAGCUGGAUGAGCUAUCCUUCCGCGCUGGCAGUGCCACUGAAUGGAGGGAAACAGCCAGGUGGCUAAAGUUUGAAGAGGACGUGGAAGAUGGAGGGGAAAGAUGGAGCAAGCCCUAUGUGGCUACAUUGUCAUUGCACAGUUUAUUUGAACUGAGGAGCUGCAUCCUCAAUGGCACGGUCAUGCUGGAUAUGAGAGCCAACAGUAUAGAGGAAAUAGCUGACAUGGUGAUAGAUAGCAUGGUGGCAUCUGGCCAGCUCAAGGAGGACCUGCGGGCGAAGGUGCGUGAAGCAAUGCUGAAGAAGCACCAUCAUCAGAAUGAGAGAAAGCUCAGUAACCGCAUCCCUUUGGUGCGCUCCAUUGCUGACAUAGGCAAGAAACAUUCUGACCCUCUCUUGCUUGAAAGAAACGGAGAGGGCCUUUCCUCUUCGCGUCUCUCCCUCCACAAGCCAGGAGCAGCCUCCUCUGCUUCCAACCUGCCUCAGAGACAAGAGUCCCGAGUUUCUAUCCUACUCAACCACCUCCUACCGUCCUCUUCCUCCAACACGGGGCACCCUUCAGGUCCCUCUCCCCACGCCACCCCUCAGAGUACUCCUGCGUCCUUUCGACGUGCAUCUCCGAGCCCGCCACGUACCCACGGAGCCGGCUUUGGCCAUCAUAGCAUCCCUGAAGUGGUGGUAUCUCCGCCCAAGGAUGAUGACCCACCAAACUCGACUGAAGAAGAGGCUUUGCCCCAGUUCAGCCGGCAAUCAUCCUGUGCAUCCCAGGGAUCCGAGCUGCUGCCCUUAGAAGGACCACUCGUUCAUCCGAACUCCGUCCCGAAUUAUCUGGACAGUGAAAAGGCGGCGGAGAGACGGCCUUCCAAAGUUGGGGUCAGUAGAGAAGGCAGCAGUGUCGACUUUAGCAAGGUCGAUAUGAAUUUCAUGAAAAAGAUUCCCCCUGGUGCUGAAGCCUCCAAUGUUUUGGUGGGAGAAGUGGAUUUCUUGGAGAAACCUAUAAUUGCUUUUGUUCGACUCUCCCCUGCAGUUCUUAUCACCGGGCUCACCGAGGUUCCAGUUCCCACAAGGUUUCUGUUCCUGCUUUUGGGUCCUCAUGGAAAGGGUCCUCAGUAUCAUGAAAUUGGCAGAUCUAUGGCCACUCUAAUGACAGAUGAGAUUUUCCAUGAUGUGGCAUACAAAGCCAAAGACCGAACAGAUCUCCUCUCUGGAAUUGAUGAGUUUCUUGAUCAGGUGACAGUCCUCCCUCCUGGAGAGUGGGACCCCACCAUCCGGAUUGAACCCCCUAAAAAUGUCCCAUCUCAGCUAAAGAGGAAGAGGCCGUCCCAUCCUAAUGGCACAGCAUCUCCAGCGGGAGAACUGGAAAAGGAAGAUGACCACCACGUGGGACCAGAGUUGCAGAGGACUGGAAGGAUAUUUGGUGGUCUGAUACUGGACAUCAAGCGCAAGGCCCCAUUUUACUGGAGUGACAUCAGAGACUCCUUUAGUCUCCAAUGUCUAGCCUCUAUUCUCUUCCUCUAUUGUGCCUGUAUGUCUCCUGUCAUCACAUUUGGAGGUCUGCUUGGGGAGGCAACCAAAGGCAACAUAAGUGCCAUUGAGUCUCUUUUCGGGGCAUCUUUGACUGGAGUAGCGUAUUCCCUAUUUGCUGGCCAACCCCUUACAAUUCUUGGGAGCACAGGACCUGUUUUAGUGUUUGAGAAGAUUCUCUUCAAGUUCUGCGCAGAUUACAGUCUGUCCUACCUAUCGUUGCGAACAAGCAUUGGGCUGUGGACAGCCUUCCUAUGUAUAGUACUGGUUGCUACUGAUGCUAGCUCCUUGGUCUGCUAUAUUACCCGCUUCACUGAAGAAGCUUUUGCCGCGCUCAUCUGCAUCAUCUUUAUCUAUGAGGCUCUUGAGAAGCUCUUCCACCUUGGUGAACAUUAUCCUGUUAACAGCCACAACAUGUUGGAUAAUCUGACAUCAUAUUCGUGUCAGUGUGCUCAGCCUGCAAAUGUUUCAGCUGAGCUCCUACAGAAGUGGAACCAGACAGGAUACAGUCCAGACUCCAUACCCUGGAGUAGCCUGAAUGUUUCGAUGUGUAAAACACUCCAUGGGGAGUUUGUGGGCACAGCCUGCAGUAACCAUGGGCCCUACAUCCCAGAUGUUCUCUUCUGGUCCAUCAUCCUCUUCUUUACCACCUUUUUCCUAUCAGCUUUCCUCAAGCAAUUUAAAACCGAGCGAUAUUUCCCCACCAAGGUGCGAUCUACAAUCAGUGAUUUUGCUGUCUUUAUAACUAUUAUGAUAAUGGUGUUGGUGGACUACUUAAUGGGCAUCCCUUCGCCGAAGCUGAAUGUCCCUGAUCGAUUUGAGCCUACUUCAAAGAACAGGGGUUGGCUAAUGGACCCAUUAGGAGAGAACCCCUGGUGGACACUGUUGGUGGCAGCGCUUCCUGCCCUGCUGUGCACAAUCCUUAUAUUUAUGGAUCAACAGAUCACCGCUGUCAUCAUCAACCGCAAGGAGCAUAAGCUCAAGAAAGGCUGUGGCUAUCACCUGGACUUGCUCAUUGUGUCAGUAAUGCUUGGCGUGUGCUCUAUUAUGGGCCUGCCGUGGUUCGUGGCUGCAACUGUCCUCUCCAUUUCGCACGUUAACAGCCUCAAGGUGGAAUCUGGCUGCUCCGCUCCUGGAGAACAGCCUAAGUUCCUAGGUAUCAGGGAGCAGCGGGUCACAGGAUUCAUGAUCUUUGUCCUCAUGGGCUGUUCUGUUUUCAUGACAUCGGCACUCAAGUUCAUUCCUAUGCCAGUGCUGUAUGGAGUCUUCCUCUACAUGGGUGUGUCCUCUCUCAAAGGCAUCCAAUUCUUUGACAGAAUCAAGCUGUUUGGCAUGCCUGCGAAGCACCAGCCUGAUCUGAUUUACUUGCGCUACGUGCCGCUAUGGAAAGUCCAUAUCUUCACGCUGGUACAGCUUACGUGUCUGGUACUGCUCUGGGUCAUCAAGGCCUCGGCUGCAGCGGUCGUCUUCCCCAUGAUGGUUCUUGCACUGGUGUUUGUCCGAAAGCUUCUUGACUUCUUUUUCACGAAGAGAGAGCUAAGCUGGCUAGACGAUUUGAUGCCAGAAAGCAAGAAGAAGAAAGAAGAUGACAAGAAGAAGAAAGCACGUGCAAAACUGGAAGCAGAAUCUCGAUUACAGGACGAAGAGGAGCUACAACUACAGGUCAGCUACGAGGGCUCCAACCUGCUCAACAUCCCAGAAAAGACCGUUUCAGGGAGUUCUAAGUCUGACCCCUUGGUUGUAAAUAUCUCUGAUGAAAUGGCCAAAAGUUCCGCGUGGAGAGCUGUGAACUCGAGUGGCAACUCACAUGACCAACCUGUGAAGCAUAGUGGAAGCCGGGAGAAGGCGGCCUGCGUUAGAGUGGACAUCAGCCCUGACACACCAGGAGAGAGUUCCACCACAGAGACCUUCUUGUGAUAAUUUCAUCCUACAUGACACACAAACAACAACAGGGGCAACAACAUACUGUAAAAACAGUCCACUUUUCUGUGCCAACUUCAGCACAGCAGGUGAGCACCACCAAUGCGGGCCGUCAAGUUGCCAGGGCAAAGCGCCGUGACUUACGCGAUAUUCUGCCCAAUGUAGUGACUUCAUUUUGUUUAACAUUUGCACCUCUGAUGCCAAAGGAAUGGGCCUCCCUGGUGGGGAUCUUUGAGUGCUUAUUUUAAUUUCAGCCACCAUUUUUAGUCCGUCUCCGAACUGCACAUAAAUUGCUCACACAGUGAGCAGCCCAGCACAGUGUUUGACGGUAGUAUUUCAAAUACACCAGCGCCAUUCAGGAAAUAUCCAUGUCUCAAAAAUCGUGUGUCAUUGUCGAAAAACCAAAAAUGAGGUACUCCGAAAGAACUAAACAGAAUUCGACAUAUACAUCAUAGGUCAUACAAUCAUAUUGUAAGGGUUUUUUCUCUUUUAAGAGAACAGUGCUGCUUAAAUGUCGUCACUUGUUUCCAUCAGAAACGUCUUUCUUAUAUAUGUAGGUUAAAUAUUAACGCAGGUAUAUCUACUGUGAUCUUUCAAUGUGUAAUGUUGUGUAAAAACUACAUCAGAGGCCAUAUGAAGUCUGUACUGUACAGUAAGCACUUUGCUAGCAUAAUUUCUUAUCUAUACGAAUCCUAGUAAUUAUUAUUAGUAGUAUUAAAUGUUGCUUCUUCUCCCUAUAUUGUGUUUAAAUUUAUGACUGAAAUUUCAAUUACAUGACUCAGGAAUCUUAUAAGGAUUUCUGACUGCGGUCACGGAAUGUUUGUCAAAAGGCGGCGAUAAUGUUUUUUCUGAAACCUCAUUAUCGCUACUGUCAAAGUUUUGAUCGAUGAUUUUAAUUAUGAAUGUUUACUCAAGCGGAAGGCAUCACUGCGUGUGAUGCUAUCAUGUAUAAAUAAAAGGUUCUGCCAAAGUACAGUGAAACCUUAAAAGAGAAAUUUAGGAAAUGCAUGUCUGACUGCUUGUAUUGGGAAAUCCUAUUUGUUGUGGGGAAUGCAUACUUAACCUAUUUUAAAUAGGUAAUCAAAUUAAAUAUUCUGAAUCACACUUAAACACAAACAUAUCAAAACAUACUCACUGUUAAAACAGGGGAGUCUUAUUUUGUACGGCAAAAUUAUUUGUUUUUUUGCUUUUGUCAAGUUGCUUAUUUGUCACUCCUAGUUUAAGUUAACUAUUAAACCAGCACAUAACCAGGGGCGGAUCUAGAAAAAAAUAUUCAUGAGGUGGCGAGAGGGGCGGGCCAUUUUGGCGGACGGAUGUACACAAAUCGCGGCCGAUGAAACCUUGAUAAGUUUGCUUUAUUAAAGUUUCACAAGCUCUAGGACAGGGGUCCCCAACCUUUUUUGCACCACGGACCGGUGUUAUUUGGGUCUUUUUUUUUCACGGACCGGUGUUCUGACAAAUUUUGCAACCCAUCAAAAAUUGCAACGAUGCGGUUCUGCGCGUGCGCGUAACGUUAAACAUAGCCGCAAAAUGCGCAAAUGCAGCGAUUACACAGUAAAAAUUACAAACUUUCUUGAAAGAAAGGAAUAUUAACUUACGUUUGAUCAUGGAAGGACUUGUAGAAAAGUUCUCCUCAGAUUCAUCCUGCCAUGUAAGCUGCACAUUGUCGUUGAACAUUAAUUAAGAAGCCCGCUUCACAAAGAUACGAUGUUGGAAAUUGUAGCAGGGUUUUCAAUGUUCUUGGCGCGAUGUCAGGAUAUUCCAGAAUGACUUUAAUCCAGAACCUCGGUGGAGUUGUUGUCUCGAAUGUACAUUUAAUAAGGUCCCCGUCAUUUGCGAUCUCUCUGUUUAUUCACAAACGGGUCACGAAUCCACUCCUUCGCAGUUCGUGGGUCUUCGAGGUUGUAGGCUCGUCAGGUGCCCUUUUCGCCUUAAAAAUAUCCUUUUCGCCGUAAAAAUAUCUCCAAAGACGUCUGUUUUCCAGUUAUCUUCGCUCGUGUGGGGGCUAAUUAUUUCCGGGAACAAAUGUGCUGCGCCCGCGGCCUAGUAAUAUGUUAUUAUCGAGGACAUGCGCACAUAGAUGUAUUAUAUACACAAACAAGAUGUAUUUGUAGCAGUCCAAUCAAUGGACUUCUAUGACAACAUUGUAAUCUAUCCCGUAGUAUUAUAUCUAGAAUAGACAGAGAUAUUGGUGUGUUAAGCAGGGGCACAGGGUUAAUUCGGCCAGAAUGCGGUCAUUAUUAAAUUAUUAUUUCUGUAUUUGCCGCUAUUGGCCACUAUUUGCCGGGCCGCAGACCGGCAGAUAGUGACCCCUGCUCUUGCACACUUUAUAAAUGACUCUCAUACCUCUCCUUGCUAAGCUAAAUGGUACCUCGAUGUGCAUUUGUGUGAAAAUGUAGUUCACGAGCAACAGCAAAAACGAUUUACCUUCUCAACGAAACUACCGUAAUUUCCUGAAUAUAAGGCGCACCCCAAAUGUACUUGUAAAAUCUAGGGGAAAUUAUUGUACCCGUUAAUAACGCGCACCCUAAUUUUAGCACCAAUAAAUAGAAGAAUACAAGAAAACGGCUCGUGUACAGAUACAGAAAUGUCAUUUUACUGACUGGUGAAACACAGCACAAGCAUAGCAUAUUGGUAGUUCAAAACAUUGCCAUAAACUGACAAUAUUUACUAGAGGUGUGCAUCGGCACUGCCCUCACGAUUCGAUUCGAUUACGAUUCGGAGGGCCACGAUUCGAUUCGAUACAGAGGAUCACGAUUCGAUUCGGUUCAAUUCGGCAAUGCAUCACGAUGCAUUAAAAUUCUAAAGCAAAGCAUAUUUUUCGUGAAUAAUGAGGCAACACAAGCGGCCAGACAUUAAACAACUUUUUAUUGGCUUUUGUGUCAUUCCUGGUUGAGGUCAAAUGAAAAUAGUAUACUUUCAGAUAUAUACUUUUUUUUAAAAAAAAGGGGGAAACCAAAUCCAAACCAAAGAUUUUUGAAUGUACAGUGGUACCUCUACAUACGAAUUUAAUUCGUUCCAGGACCUUGUUUGUAAGUCGAAAUGGUCGUAUGUCGAGCAGGAUUUUCCCAUAGGAAUACAUUAUAAUUCCAUUAAUUCGUUCCAAAGCCUAAAAACAUACACUAAAUUCUUAAUAAAUACUGCUGGCACUGUUACAAAUGGCAAUUAAACAUAGAAAAACAAAUAAGUUAUAAAUAAAUAAUUCAGAAUAAUAUAAUAAUAAGAAGAAUAAUUAAUAAUUAUUCCUGUAAAUAAUGUAACGAAUCGGACUCUAAUAUGGCGGACACUUUUUACUGUCCCUGAACGCACCGCGAAGCUGACGUCUCAGUGAGGUGCGGUAGAGAUAAUACUUUCGUUUUCUUGAGAGCAGUCAACUGCUUAAGACAAUGGGCGUUUUGUGUUGGAUAAGUUCUUAAAUAGAUGAUAAAAACGUGACGAAGCUGGCGAUUUCCUUGGCAAUGUUACCACAAUAAUAAUUGUCACCUUAACUUAUAAAUAGUGGCGAACGGUGGUCGGAAGAGGACCAUGGAGCUGUAUUGUUGAGCCAGUUCAGGGACGCGCACCCCAAGCUCAUAUUUUUCUAUAACUUGCAUCUUCAUUUCAAAGGUAAGCAUCACUUUUUUCCUUGUUUCUCCAACUGUAUCAACUUUUUUUGAAAACUGUUGAUUUCUCACACAAGAAAAUCCACCGUGCGUUCGUUUGCAGUGCUGUCAUGUCGUCGUAUUUCGAGCAACUCCUCGGAUGUAGAAACAAAUGGCGGCUCAAAUUUUACGCCGGAUGUCGAAAAGAUCGUGUGUCGAAGUGAUCGUAUGUAGAGGUACCACUGUACUUAGAUAUUUUAAAAUGCACUGAAUCGAUUCGGCUUGUUGCCCGCAACGAAUCGAAUCGUCCAUGCCCCGCAUCGGGAUGCAUCGAUUAUUGUUGACACCCUUAAUAAAAACCAUGCAGUUAGCAUUUAUUUUACAUAAAUACGUCGAAAUACAAUGCUAGUCUGUUAGUGAAUGUAGGUAGCGGCCGCCUUAUGUAAACGGAGAGUUUCCGGUGAAAAUUCUUGUGAAUAAAUGCUUAAAUCCACAAAUUCUUAAUUGAUUUUAUUGGGUUUUUUUUUUCACAAUGUUUCAAAAUGCAUGCAUGGCAUGAAAAAUCUAAUUACCUUGAAUCCUCGGACAAAUCCCUCCUGAGAUGAUCCUUCCUGUUUGUAUGCGGUACAUCUUUCGUACUUUUUCAACAGAAAUCCGGCAUUAGGUCACUGCGUGCUUGUGUUUGUGAAUAGCUCCUCUUGAUGUGGGCGGCCUCUUACUUGAAUGCGAGGCGCAGUGCAUGACCGAUCAGACCCCUCAAUACCAUUAUGAAGUCUAUGAUUUAUGAAUGGAUGUUUUUGUGUCAUACAGAAGUCAACAAUGAUUGACAGACAUUAGGGUUUGAUCUUGCCAGAGGUGAACUUCACAGCGCCGAAUGCAUUAAUCAUCGUUUAACUGGUUAAACAGUUGCUGUGGCAGCUCAUUGUGUGUAAGUGAGCAGCUUGAGCGGAUUUGAGUGGACUCAGUCAUUUAAGCAUUUAGUAAAGCCAAGCAUUUUUCUACUUUCUUGUUUAAAAAUAAUUCGGUAGGACAGAAACAUGUUUAAAACGUAUCAUAAUUAUUACAUUUGAAGUGCUUAAAAACCACUUAUUAAAAUAAAUAUGUACAUUCAAGUUUUUUUUUUUUUUUUUUUUUUUUAAUUUGGGAGAAAAAAAAGUGAUUGAACAGAACAUUUUUUUGGGGGGGGGGGUCUACUUUGCGGUUUUUCCACUUAUUUCGACGGGUUCUGGUCCCCCUUAACCGCGAAAAACGAGGGAUCACUGUUUUUGCUUAUUUCUGAAAAAAUAUACCACCAAAGCACAACUUUUAUAUUUUUGUUUCUGUUACAAAAAUAUGCCCAAUAACAUGUUUUUGUUUUGUUUUGUUUUGCUUGUAGGCAACAAAAAUUAAAGCAAAUGUGCAACAAGUGCACAACAAAUGCACAUUUAACCUUGGGCUAUCACAUAACAAUGGGAUUAUUCGUUGUACCUUUUGGGUGUUUUUACUUUCUUGGCCUAUUUACUAAUUGGAUUCUGUUUUUUUUUUUAAAGCUUUUGAGUGUUUCACUGUACUUUUUGGCGGUUCCUGCUGUGUUUUAAAGCCGACAACACGCACAGCAGACUCCCGCACACAAAACAACACCAGCCAAAUGUUGUUGUAGAGGGUAAAAUAUAAGUGAAACCAGUUAGUUGCACCUAUUUUUAUACUGUCUGUAUUAUUUUAUUGUGUGUGUGCGUGUGGUGGACAAAAAUGUUAUUUUAGUGACGCGAAACAUUUUAUGCAAAGCAAAUAUUUCUACUGUAAAUGUGACAUUUAUAAUAUUCUACAAAGCUGUUCUAAUUUACGCCGAGUGCAGUCUUGUUUUAGCAAUAAAUGUUCCAUAUGUAUGGAUUCAUGACACUAGCUAUUAUCCAGGUAAGGAAUAAUUGUCGCUCUAUCUGUGUGUAGCUGUAGUGACUAUGUGCCUUGUCAGAGCUCUUUAUGUGCAAGUGUUGUACUUCUAAUUAAGUGUUCAGACCAGAUAAACGUACACAUAUCCACACCGCGGCAGACAUGCCAAAGACGAAGCGACGUCAGUAUAGAGUGGACCAGUGCACUAUUUAUUGACUGGUGUAAUGUCUCUGUUCAAAUUGUAGCCUCUAGCUACAGACUCCAGUUCUGGAUUUAGAUUAUUUUCCAAUUACAAACGGAUUUAAAGUUUGUAUGCGUGUUCUGUUGUCGAAUCUUGAAUGUUUGCUUGCAAUACAGAUGGGUAAGUCAUGUCUGGGUUUGACGUUCCUCAAAAACAAAUGUAAUUACGUCGGGUCCUGCGACACAAAUCUGACUUCAGCCAUUUGACACGAAACAGACCAUGUUGAAUUUCAACUCGGUGUACAAACCUACUAAAGCAUUAAAACAUAUGUAUUCGAGUAAAGCAAACUCUUCUUGUGAGCAAGAAUGAUGACUUACUGUAUGUCAAGAUGGAAAGCAAUAAACGAAAUAAGUAUAAACUGACUGUUUUGCUAUUCUUUUAGCACUUUGGUCAUCCUGAGUCUUUCAUACUCAUUAUUCAAGUAUUUCACUCUACAAAGGUAAGCGUAAACUGUUCAUAUUGUUUGAAUGUUUUCAUUUGGUGAAUGGGUAUUUUCUGCUAAUAACGCAAUGGACGUGGUGAUAAAACAAUGGAAAUUUGAUUGAGUGGGAGUAAGUAGUCACUUAAGCACGUAAAAUUGUCACACACUCUUUAUAAAGUUACUAUACUGGUUCUGGUGUCACGUUAUUUUUAGGGCUGUCAUAAUUAUCGCGUUAACGGGUGGUAAUUAAUUUUUUCAAUUAAUCACGUUAAAAUAUUUGACGCAAUUAAUAAGGGCUGCUGCUAUCGAUUAUUUUAGUAGUCGAUUAAUCGAUGAACUAGUUUGUCGAAUAAUCGAGUAAUCGGAGAAGUAACAUGAAAAAUUAAAAUAGCUGAGCUGAGCCUCGAACGGUAUAAAAAAACAAUUAAAUAAGGAUCUAUGUACAACAAAAGAACAAUUGGCUAACUUACAUUGCAAAAGUCCACUAGCUUCAAAUGGUUCGGACACAUAUUCCCACAAAAAUGGCUAAAUACCCAUAAACUAAAUUACAAAUGCAUUAAAAAAACAUUAGUGCAAACAAAAACUUAGCUUAUUUUGAUCUUAACAUGGAGCAGCUGGAUUCAGCCAUGUGCAAUGAGGCAGACUAGAGGGUAGUGUAUCCACUCAAAUCAAUAAAAUUGAUUGCAAACACUUUCAAAAUAAACCAUGACAAGGGCACAAUAAUUAAACGAAUACUCGAAACAGCAAAAUUUAAUUCGAAUCUUUUUUUUCUAAUCGAAUACUCGAGUUAAUCGAUUAAUUGUUGCAGCACUACAAUUAAUGCACAUGCCCCGCUCAAACAGAUUAAAAUGACAGCGCAGGGUCAUGUGCAGUCAUGUUACUUGUGUUUUUUUGGAGUUUUGUUGCCCUCUGCUGGCGCUUGGGUGCGACUGAUUUUAUGACCAUGAGAAUUGUGUAAUUAUUGACAUCGCCAAUGGCGACCUACUAGUUUAUUUUUUGGUUGAAAAUUUUACAAAUUUUAUUAAAACGAAAACAUUAAGAGGGGUUU